Molecule: messenger RNA, 1059 nt
Organism: Naegleria lovaniensis
Lineage: Eukaryota; Heterolobosea; Eutetramitea; Acrasida; Naegleriidae
Exons: 1
Coding region: 1-1059 (352 amino acids)
Source: RefSeq, a predicted model, not a curated record
AUGUCUAACAUGGGUGAUCACCAAAAUGGAAAUUCUCCUCAAAUGGUUUCGAAUGAAAUGUCGUCAAAGAAUGGUCACAAACGAAAAUCAUCGUUGCAUUACCUGCCGAUUGAAAGAGGUGAAUGGAUCAAGUUAGAUACCAUGUUAUUGAAAGAACGUGAAAUGAAUACGAAUAUCAUUACUGAGAGUCGAGCGAAACAACAACCUCCAUCGACAAGUUCUGACCACAAGAAUGUUUCAACAACUCCUCCAUCCCAUACAAAUUCUCGACUAGAAGAACUCCAAAUUGCCAUCAAAUUGGUCGAAAGUGAAAAUGAAUUGGCAGUGGAUCAAUUUGAUUUGGUCGUUCAGCUCUGCACCAAAAUGAUCUUCUCGGUCGUGACAAGUUCCUUCUUGUGUUGUUCCAUGUGGGAACUCGAGAAUGAAAUGAAUCGAUUGCAUCAAUCGAGAAAUCAACUCUUGUGUAAGGACAUGAAAGGAAGUAUCUAUUCUCCUCGUUCUCAACACAAUCAUCCUAACCAUAGCAAGCUGAGUCAGCAACAUCAUUUGAAUGGAAUCAUUUUGAGGAAACAUGAAGAGAUCUAUUGGAGAAAAUUCGUAGAAGUGAUCUUCUUGAAACUCAUUGUCGAUCCAAAAGUCAUUGUGGUUGGUUUGGCAUAUUUUGAAAAGGUCAUUCGUUUGUUGGAAAAUGAACGAAUGAGUAAUAGUCCACUCUUACGGCAGCAUCAAAUGAAUAGCUCUGAAAAGGGUUAUGAAUCGGCUUUCAAUCGAAAUGAGUUGAAAACGAUCAUGUGUAUUUGUAUCAUGUUGGCCAGCAAGAUGUAUGAUGAAGACAAUUACUGGAAGAGUAAGACGUAUUUCAAAUUAUUCAGUAGUUUGUGUCGAAAGCGAGAGGAUAAUCGAAGAAUUACCUUUAAGGAAUUCAAUCAAUUAGAAGUUGAAAUUCUAAAUGUGUUGCAAUUCCAUCUCGUUCUCAAUAUGGACGAGUUUAGUCGGGAAAUUGUUCAGAAAUUCAUGAAGGUGAAUUUUGAAGAUCAUGAUGCAUUGCUGAUGAUUUGA